GUCCCACUGGGUCAUUUGCAAGAGAGGAUGUUCAUUUUCAGCCAGACUGUUACUGAACCUUGUAAGGAUUUGUUGCUGCAGUGUUUCACAACACCCUGGGCCCAAGCCAGCAGGAUAGUUGCCUUCUAGGGCUCCAACCACCAAUUCGAUUGAUGUGGGUGUGGGUCAUGACGCCUUCGUAGCCCAUGAAUGCUCAAUGAUUUUUACUCCGCCUACGUUUAACCGUGAACUCACUGCCAUUCCAUGCUCUUCAGCAAACACUUGCAAGAACGGGCUGCCAAAAAGCUGCUUGCCGGAAAGCGUUGCCGUGCAUUGUUAGUGUGGACCUUAACGUUGAUGAUGGCUCUCUCGGCAUCCACAAUCCCACUUCUUGGGGCCCUUACUUCACCCUUGGUCUUUGGAUGUGGCGUGUUCUUGCUCUACGCACCAGCGGCUUUUCGUGCCAGAAGCCUUUUGAAGCCCAUUUUGUACCCAGCAACUGUCAUUCUUCCAGCUGGUGAGUCGUUAUUCCGACUUGAUCCUAAGUCUCGACCUGCCAAAUGCUUCUACAUGUUCACCUUGGUAGUACGAUUCACAGCUGUCGCCGGUCUUUGGCAGGUGUACCACUUGAUAUUUUCCUGGCAAGCAGAUUUGCCUGUGGUCAAGAAUGUUUUCUCAAUGUCACAUCAGUGGGGUGAUCUUGACAUUUGUUGCCAUGAAUACUACCUGCAGGAAAAUGGCCCAACUUACUUUGAGGACUGUUCUUCCAACGAAUCUUACGCAAACUGCACUUUCCAUUGUUAUGACCCUCCCCAGCUACCAGAUGGCUGGAUGCUGGAACCAGAUGGCUGUCUACUACGAUUUGCUUCUGAAGAGGCCUGCAUUCAAAAAGCACCAAUGCCCUCGCCUUCCUUGGACACUCAUAUUUGCUGGGAAAAUUCAACCAUGCCUGAUUGGAAAGACGUUUGCAGCAGAUUGAUUCAAGUGCCGCAAUACUUGGAAUGUAGCCUGUGCGGCCUGUCGGGAAGGCAUGCUGAAUUUGCGUUGACAUAUUACUUGUUGUGCCAAGAGAAAGUUCAAUGGAUCAUUGGAAACAUGUGUCCUUUGAUUGUCUAUGGGACAAAGAUGUUUUUAAUACAUGGUAGCGUGCUAUUUGUUCAACCCUACACAUUUGGAAUUCUGUGUGCAAUAUUGACAUCUCCAUUCUUUGCAACCAUUCUUCUGGUCCUGAUCUCUUGCUGCUUCCCAGCAGUCCCCUGCGAUGUAGAGUUUCGCUUGGCAGUGGAUGCAGAAGCUCGACGCAUGCAAGAAGAACUCAAUGAAGCAGGGACAGCACCUCUCAGCAUGCUGGGCCGUGGACUUCUUCGGCUGGACCUCAUGUUGAUGUUCGUGGACUUUGCAGGUGACAUAUUUAGCGUCUUCUCCUUUGUAGCAAAAGGCCAUGUAUGGUUUGGAAUAUUCCUGGGACUGAUUGUCCUUCGGAGCGUUGUUGAUAUAGUCAAGCUGCAGCGACAGACAGGUUUGCUGAAAGAAGUUCAGAUGUCUUUGCGAGCGAAUACGCUCACAAACCGUGUGACGUUCUGCGAGCAGAGAAGGCGGUGGAGGGCACACUCACCAGCCUCCUGCUAGUCUAUGGCAUGCUUCACAACUUCGACUCUCCCCUGCUUUUUGCAAUGACACUAGCGAAGUAUGCCCUGUCAGUAUUUUCCGUCACGCAGGGAUGUUUCGUUCUUUUUCACCUGGCGCCAGGUGAGAGUGAGAGAGCAAGUUUGGUUUCUGCGGUGCCUCUUGGCAGACGUGCAAUGGAUUCAGAAUAAGCAGCUCACGCAACUGUGGAUGCUGACCGG
Messenger RNA from Durusdinium trenchii, 1826 nucleotides. The record is from the annotation of a GenBank genome assembly. Lineage: Eukaryota; Dinophyceae; Suessiales; Symbiodiniaceae.